Carlito syrichta (Philippine tarsier) is the source of this 1107-nucleotide messenger RNA. RefSeq names its product Ras and Rab interactor like (gene RINL). Lineage: Eukaryota; Metazoa; Chordata; Mammalia; Primates; Tarsiidae. The transcript has 8 exons. The record is from RefSeq and is a predicted model, not a curated record. Bases 1 to 1107 code for a protein of 368 amino acids.
AUGGCCCAGCUGGAGGACAAGGCCUCUGCAGCCCCCACUGAGGGGGAGAGGCUGGUCCCAUCACAAGCAAAUGGAGCAGGCGGAAUCCCUCUAGGGAUCCUCAGUACCUCAGAGCCACUUCUGUGCCUGCUGAGGACACAGGGCGUGUGGCAGGUCCCAGAGCUGGACGCCCAGGGUGCAGAGGCCCUGGUGGAGCUGUGGCCACUGGGGAGUUUCCUGGUCACAGGCCAUGACUCCAGCCAGGUUCUUGUGUUGAGGACAGGGACUUCACCAGGAGAAGUCAACACCUACCAGAUCCAGAGGCUUCCUGGAGGUGUGUCCCUGGAAUCCUCCAACGUCUGUAUGCCAGACCUACCCCAUCUCCUGGCCUUCCUAUCAACUAGCAGGGAUAUUUUGCCCAGAACGCUGUUCUUGCUGCCUCCCAUUCCAAGGCCUGGAGACAAACACACAGAUCCUCUGCAGAUCAGUGGCAUCCAACGUGACACCGCAGGGAAGGUGCUUUCCGUGGUGAACCAACUUUACCUGGAGACUCAUAAAAGCUGGGAGGUGGAGCCGGCCCCCCAAGAAACGGAGCCACAGACUGCCGAGAGACACGAUCCAGCUCCCGGGAACCGUGCCCCUCACCGGGUCUCCUGGGUGGAAGGCCCACUCAGCCCAGAAGUGCACCACUCUGGGCCGGUUCUGGCCAGCCUGGUGGAGGAGAAGGAGUCGGAGGAGGAGGCUGAUGACUACAGAGAUGAAGAAGGACCCGAGGAUGUGCUCACCCCUCACGUCCGAGCUCUGGUCAGGGCCCGGAGCAGCUACGUGGCCAGGCAGUACCGGAGCCUCCGGGCGCGCCUCACCUCGGAUUCCGGGGGUCCCUCCAGACCUGGGGACCCGGCCACGGAGCUGCUUCAGGACGUGCGGCACCUGCUCACUGACCUCCAGGAUCACUUGGCAAAGGACCCGGACAUCAGGGCUGUCUUUGGGAGCAGAGCGCCUGGGGCACCCCAGAAGGACGAGGAUCUUGGUAAUGGGAGGCCUGGAUGGGCACCCCCACGGGUUCAGGCCGACCUGCCCUUCGAGGAGCCAUGGGCAGCAGAAACAGAGCCAGGGACCAGUGAUUAG